Molecule: messenger RNA, 1685 nt
Organism: Ixodes scapularis (black-legged tick)
Lineage: Eukaryota; Metazoa; Arthropoda; Arachnida; Ixodida; Ixodidae
Exons: 11
Coding region: 254-1600 (448 amino acids)
Source: RefSeq, a predicted model, not a curated record
GACUGGUUGCUUGGCGACUAUCGCGAAGUAGUCAGCCCCUCCGCCGUCUUCUUAUCAGCGUGCUCGCCGCCGAACGUCGUUCGUUCUUACUCGAAACGGCGAAAUACGUUUCUUCGAGUCUUGAGCGGAAGUUUGCAGGAACCCGCGGUCGGCAGUUUACGAAAGUUUGCAUGCCUGCAUUUCGGAACGCUUGAACCAACUCGGAUUUGACCGCCCCUUUCACUUACGGCUCCCAAGAACAACAAAGGAAGCCAUGCCGAGAGAAGUGGAGUACCGGGACUUUCCCGGUGGUCCAAUCAGAAUCGAGUUUUCUGACGAGCUGCCGCACUGGAACAUGUGCGCCCCCUGCGGAAUGUUGUCCGCGGAGAUGUACAAGGAUGAACGCGGUCACUUCUUCUGCAGAGCGUGCGUCGACGCCAACAGUCAAAGGAAGCGCAUCUUCUGCAAGCAUGAGAAUAGCGAUGUUCAACUAUCGGACCUAAACGAAGCAACCGAGCUAGUCCUGUCAACACAAGAACUGACUGUGUUUUGCCCCAACAAAAAGCUGGGAUGCACCAAAUACUGCCCUCUGAAUAAUAUGAAGCGACACUGGGUGGAGUGUCCCAUAACACCGAACACCAAAUGCAAAGCAUGCGACACGAUGUUGCCGACCAAGGACCUACGGGACCACGAAGGGGUCUGUCCUGAGACAUACAUCCAGUGCACUAUCUGUUGUCAAGGGAUGCCGAGGAGGACGUACGAGAAUCACCAAAAUGAAUGCCAACGUCCUCCUGAACCUUCAAAACGAGGGGCGAUAGAGAAGAAAUCGUUUCCCUUUGUUUCGUCAAGUGCUUCAGCGCCAUCAUCGCUGACUGGACCCGAAGUGGCCUCAAUGAAAGGCCAUGACCCUUCCAUGACAAAAAGUAUCACCGACGAAGAAAAAAAAUCUUGCCAGUUCUGUGAGAGACCCGUGAAGAAGUGUAACUAUGAAAAACACUUACAAGUGUGUGUGAAAAGGGAAGAAGAACGCAGUCAUCGCUCAUUACCUGUCAAAGAGGAGUGGAAGGCUCACGAAGACGGAUGUCAGGAAAACCCUGUAAACACCAAACGGGAGCCUACUCCAAGUGUUAGCAGACCAGGAAGGAAGGGGCGGAAAAAUUUGACUUCAGAUAUUGGAGCCAAGAACUCGGGGACACCCAAGCAACUUCUUCACUCUGAUAAGGAUCACUCUUUCGAGAUCAUCAGAGAUGAUGAAGUGGAAGCCGUGGCUGAAACGAAGACCGAGAAUAAGGCGAGUUUUGGCGGGUCGACUUCGAAGCAUGCGGGAACCAGAGCCGUGUCUCAAUAUUCGCCAAAACGCAGCACCGACGAUGCAGUGGUCCUAGAAGUGGAUACGUCUGACGGGAAUGGAGACGACCGUGGCAACAACCUGCUUGAUCUUUUCAUGGUGGUAGUCUUUUCUAUGGUUUUGAUGCUGCGGCGCAUGUUAGGCAUCUGGCUCCGAAUUACGUUUUUUCCACUGAAGACACUGAGAUACCUACUCAUUAAACUUCUAUGGCUUGUGACCUUCGGUCCAGCCGGGGUUGCUGCCGCCCUCUUUUUGCUGUUUUUUUAUAGCUAACUAACUAAAUACAACCGCACACAAUACUCAGAUAUAUAUUUUGCAUGGUUAUUUGAUUUAUUGUAAAAUAAAUCGAGGCAUUUGA